AUCGAUACUCACAAUGGAGAAAAAGAUCACAAUGCCGAAAAUACCCUUCUUGUUCCCUUCUUAUACAAAAGCAACACUAUUGGCCUUAUCAACGGAGCAGCAGCUACUCUCCUUUAGCACAAAUCUCCAUCCAUGGCGUCUUCUCUCGCUACUAGGCCUCUGGUUGCCUUCGCUUCUGGUUCCCAUACCAAAGCUUGGGGUCCCUCUAAUUCGGUUAAGCUUCAUAUGCUUCGAUUGCCGUCCUCCUCCAGUUUUCUAUCGGGUUCCUUGCACUUUCCUUCUCUCACCACUUCUUUGAACCCCUUGUCUUCGAGGAUUUCUGUUCGUAGCUUCGUCCGAGCUAGUGCUGAGGUACCUCCUUUACAAGCGAAAGUGACAAAUAAGGUGUAUUUUGAUGUGAGCAUUGGUAAUCCAGUAGGGAAGCUUGCUGGGAGGAUUGUGAUUGGAUUAUUUGGGGAUGAUGUCCCCAAAACGGCAGAGAAUUUCCGUGCUCUUUGCACAGGAGAGAAGGGCUUUGGAUUCAAAGGUUCUGCCUUUCAUCGUGUAAUCAAGGAUUUCAUGAUACAAGGGGGUGACUUUGACAAGGGAAAUGGAACUGGGGGCAAAAGCAUAUAUGGCCGUACAUUUAAAGAUGAAAACUUCAAUUUGAGUCAUACUGGACCAGGAGUUGUCAGCAUGGCGAAUGCAGGUCCAAAUACUAAUGGAAGUCAAUUUUUCAUAUGCACUGUCAAGACACCAUGGCUGGAUCAGAGGCAUGUAGUUUUUGGGCAAGUCUUGGAAGGGUUUGAGACAGUUAAGCUAAUUGAGUCGCAAGAAACAGACCGUGGUGACCGGCCGUUGAAGAAGGUCGUCAUCAGUGAUUGUGGCGAGCUUCCGGUGGCCUAACUUAUCUGUGACCAGAUAACUAAUCCUAUCUCUGGAUUUUAGCUAAUCUUCAAUUAAAUGAUCUUUCUUCAAGUCUUUUUGCUUUAAUCUGGUUGUUGGUGAAAUAGAGCUCAGAAAGCGGGAUUUUAUUUGAUGAAAUUAGAUGAUGUUUUGUUGACCAAAGUUUAUUAUGGAAGUAUAUUUGCCCAUGAGGCUACUCCCUCCCUUAUUUUUUGAGAGAAAUAAAGAGGUCUCCUUGAGUCUGUAUUUUUCAUUA
Cucumis melo (muskmelon) is the source of this 1141-nucleotide messenger RNA. RefSeq names its product photosynthetic NDH subunit of lumenal location 5, chloroplastic. The record is from RefSeq and is a predicted model, not a curated record. Bases 133 to 885 code for a protein of 250 amino acids. The transcript is spliced from 7 exons. Lineage: Eukaryota; Viridiplantae; Streptophyta; Magnoliopsida; Cucurbitales; Cucurbitaceae. Gene Ontology annotation, biological process: protein folding; protein peptidyl-prolyl isomerization. Gene Ontology annotation, molecular function: peptidyl-prolyl cis-trans isomerase activity.